GGACAGAGCGUGGCGAGGCCGCGGCGUGGGAGGGAGUCGGCGCUGAACCUGGUAGAGCGGCCGGGCCACGCUGAGGGAGUGCCCAGCGGGAGGGCUGGGGACCUGUGUCCGGCCAGCAGAUGCUGUGGAAGUCCGAAUCCUCGGCCCUGUGACAGGCCCUGCACACCACCGCUCAGGGAGGUCUGUCUCGGGCUGUGGAGAACGCGUCCGGCCCUCUUCUAAAUGCUCAAGGACAAGCGCAGCAGCUCAGCCUCCAGGCCCACUAAUGGAUCCACUGACCAAGGGGUCCUGUGGGAGUCAGCUGGCACAAACCCUCCUCUGGAAAGCGAAGUCAUCCCUCUCCUUCGGCAUCCAGCCCCUUCAGACUUGGCCAACAAAAGACCCUGAACUAGAGUCCCAGGUCAACCUCUCUGUCUCAGAAGACCUAGGCUGUAGACGUGGGGAUUUCAGUAGGAAACAUUAUGGAUCCGUGGAGCUGCUUAUUUCUAGUGAUGCUGAUGGAGCCAUCCAAAGAGCAGGAAGAUUCCGAGUGGAAAAUGGUUCUGCAGAUGAGAAUGCAGCUGCUCUGCCAGGCACUUGGCGAAGAACAGACGUGCACUUAGAAAACCCAGAGUACCACACCCGGUGGUAUUUCAAGUAUUUCUUAGGACAAGUACAUCAGAAUUACAUUGGAAACGAUGCAGAGAAGAGCCCCUUCUUCUUGUCUGUGACACUUUCUGACCAGAACAACCAGCGUGUCCCUCAGUACCGUGCCAUUCUGUGGCGGAAAACAGGUACGCAAAAAAUAUGCCUUCCCUACAGUCCCACAAAGACGCUGUCUGUGAAGUCCAUUUUAAGUGCCAUGAACCUGGACAAGUUUGAGAAAGGCCCUAGGGAAAUUUUUCAUCCCGAGAUACAAAAGGACUUGCUGGUUCUGGAAGAACAAGAGGGCUCUGUGAAUUUCAAAUUCGGGGUACUUUUUGCCAAGGAUGGGCAGCUCACAGACGACGAGAUGUUCAGCAAUGAAAUUGGAAGUGAAGCUUUUCAAAAAUUUUUGAAUCUCCUCGGUGACACCAUUACUCUAAAGGGCUGGACAGGCUACCGUGGCGGUCUGGACACUAAAAACAAUACCACAGGGAUCAACUCAGUCUAUACUGUGUACCAAGGGCAUGAGGUCAUGUUUCACGUUUCCACCAUGUUGCCGUAUUCCAAAGAAAACAGACAGCAGGUGGAAAGGAAGCGCCACAUUGGAAACGAUAUUGUCACCAUCGUAUUCCAGGAAGGAGAGGAAUCUUCUCCCGCCUUUAAGCCUUCCAUGAUCCGCUCCCAUUUUACACAUAUUUUUGCCUUAGUGAGGUAUGACCAGCAAAAUGACCAUUACAGGCUGAAAAUAUUUUCAGAAGAAAGCGUGCCACUUUUUGGCCCACCCUUGCCAACGCCACCGGUGUUUACAGACCACCAGGAAUUCAGGGACUUUUUGCUUGUGAAAUUAAUUAAUGGUGAGAAAGCCACUUUGGAAACCCCAACCUUUGCCCAGAAACGCCGGCGUACUCUGGACAUGUUGAUUCGCUCCUUAUACCAGGAUUUGAUGCCAGAUUUGCAUAAGAACAUGCUCAAUCGACGGUCUUUUAGUGAUGUUUUACCUGAGUCACCCAAGUCAGCCCGGAAGAAGGAGGAGGCACGCCAGGCCGAGUUUGUUAGGAUAGGGCAGGCUCUGAAACUCAAGUCCAUUGUGAGAGGGGAUGCCCCAUCAAACUUGGCAGCUUCAGGGAUGUGUAAGAAAGAGCCUUGGGAGCCCCAGUGUUUCUGCAGUAAUUUCCCUCACGAAGCCGUGUGUGCAGAUCCCUGGGGCCAGGCCUUGCUGGUCUCCACUGAUGCCGGCGUCUUGCUAGUGGAUGAUGGCCUUCCAUCCGUGCCUGUGUUUGACAGAACUCUGCCGGUGAAGCAGAUCCACGUCCUUGAGGCCCUGGACCUUCUUGUUCUCCGAGCAGACAAAGGGAAAGAUGCCCGCCUGUUUGUCUUCAGGCUGAGUGCUGUGCAGAAAGGCCUCGACGGCAGGCAGACUGGAAAGAGCAGGUCUGACUGCCGAGAAAACAAGCUGGAGAAAACCAAAGGAUGCCACCUAUAUGCUAUUAACACUCACCACAGCAGAGAACUGAGAAUCGUGGUUGCAAUUCGCAAUAAACUGCUUCUCAUCACAAGGAAACAACACAACAAGCCAAGUGGGAUUCCAGGUGCCUCGAUCCUGUCCCCUCUGUUGGAGUCACCUGUUGAGGAAUUCCAAUACAUCAGGGAAAUCUGUUUGUGUGACUCCCCAGCAGUGAUGACCUUAGUGGAUGGGCCAACAGAAGAGAGUGACAACCUCAUCUGUGUGGCUUAUCGCCAUCAGUUCGAUGUGGUAAAUGAGAGCACAGGAGAAGCCUUCAGGCUGCACCAUGUGGAGGCCAACAAGGUUAAUUUUGUUGCAGCUAUUGAUGUGUAUGAAGAUGGAGAAGCCGGUCUGCUCCUAUGCUACAACUACAGUUGCAUCUAUAAAAAGGUUUGCCCCUUUAAUGGUGGCUCUUUUUUGCUUCAACCAUCGGCAUCAGAUUUCCAGUUCUGUUGGAACCAGGCUCCAUAUGCUAUUGUCUGCGCCUUCCCGUACCUCCUGGCCUUCACCACAGACUCCAUGGAGAUCCGCCUGGUGGUGAAUGGGAACCUGGUCCACACGGCAGUUGUACCACAGCUGCAGCUCGUGGCCUCCAGGUCAGACAUAUACUUCACAGCAGCCACGGCUGCACAUGAGGGCUCAUCUGAAGGCAGCUCCAAGGGGGCCAGUGCCCACACGUCUCCUCAGACACCUCCGGCCCGGGACACUCCGCUAUUUCCUUCUUCCCUGGGGGAAGGUGAAAUUCAGUCAAAAAACCUGUACAGGAUUCCGCUUAGAAACCUUGUGGGCAGAAGCAUUGAACGGCCUCUGAAAUCACCCUUAGUCACCAAGGUCAUCACCCCGCCCACCUCCAUCGGCCUUGGCAUUGCUGCCAUUCCUGUCACUCAUUCCUUGUCCCUAUCUCGUAUGGAAAUUAAAGAAAUAGCAAGCAGGACCCGCAGGGAACUUCUAGGUCUCUCUGAUGAUGGGGGACCCAGAUCAGAGGGAGCACCAAGGGCCAAAUCAAAAAGCCGGAAGCGGUUGGAAGAAAGCCAAGGAGACCCCAAGCCAGAGGCUGUGAGGUCAGCUAGCAGUGACAGGAUCCCAUCAGUUUUGGAAAGUCCUUCUGCUUCUGAAGCCAAUGCUGAGGGCCGGAACCAUUCGGCAAGCUCUGACCAGGACCCUGUCGUGGACAAAGAGGGCAGCUCAGGCUCAGGCAGCAGCCCCUUCCAGCUCAUGGCCUCCUCAGAGGAAGACAUCAUUGAUCUGAAAUAGAGUCCCUGUCUCGUUGGCCAUCCUUAGUUUUCUUAUGCAGGUUUAUACUGUUUAAACAGCUCCAACAUCCUGUCCCAACAAAAUACGUCUUCAACCAGGCAAUGAUCUAUUGGACCAAACCUCCUGCACCCUCAGCCAGUUUGGGUCACUCUCCAGUGUCCAGUGCCCUCUUUCUUAACCCUUGUUUCUUCCCAUUAAGAACUAACCAUCAGUUCCCUUGUAAUAAAGGUGAUAGAUUUCAUUGAAAUUUUAGAUCAAAACUUUGAAUAAAUCAAAAAUGUUCAUUCUUAUUCACUGCACCCUUCUCUUAUAUUUUAUAGAUUUAGAUGGAAAUUAUUUUUUGUAAGUUAUGACUUAUGUCACAUACUAUGCUUCUUUUAUGAAGAAAAGACGCUGCUUUUUAAUUUUGCUAUAAAUAAGUUUUCUUUAUGCACCUUG
Molecule: messenger RNA, 3820 nt
Organism: Phodopus roborovskii (desert hamster)
Lineage: Eukaryota; Metazoa; Chordata; Mammalia; Rodentia; Cricetidae
Gene: Garnl3
Product: GTPase activating Rap/RanGAP domain like 3
Exons: 30
Coding region: 266-3382 (1038 amino acids)
Biological process (GO): regulation of small GTPase mediated signal transduction; activation of GTPase activity
Cellular component (GO): cytoplasm
Molecular function (GO): GTPase activator activity
Source: RefSeq, a predicted model, not a curated record